AGUAUGAAUGUGAUUACGUCAUCGUCUAUUUUGGACGCCCUUGUUCUGCUCCAGCCAUCUUCGAACGUUGGCGAGCUUUAGGUUCUGCCUCAUGCAUCAAGCGUUCCAAACAUGCCCUAGCGUCUGGCAAGUUAUUGCAUGAACACGUGCUCAAGCUCUAUUCCAGUCCUACCACCCACAAAGGCGUCUUUUGAAAGGAUGUUGCCAAUUGUGAUUUGAUUGACGGGAUGUAAUGCCCAGGCCAUGGAACAACCCUACUCAUCCUCGAAACUUCUUAUCGCCGGCAUCUCCUUCCAAACAGGCACCACUGGUUCUGCCUCACUCCGGCUCACCCAUCACCGUGUUUACGGUUGGAAAUAGGACCGACAACGUAAGGCCGUCAUUGUUAUUUUUUGAAACGCACAGCUUAUAUUUGGGUCCCCUGUAUAAAAGGCUUACAUUUCUAUUAUUUUAAACACCAGCUCUCCUCUACGACUUCGCUUUAGCUUAUUCUAAAUCCACUCCAUAACCCAAGUCAUGUUCAAGUCUAUCAUCUCCCUCGCUCUCUUCGCUGGUGCUGCUUUCGCCCAGAAUGUCGCGAUUGCCCACCCCGCUCAAGGCGCCUCGGUGGCUCCAGGUAGCACCUUGAUUGUUCAGCUUGACAAGCCAAACUCUCUGUCUCCUUCUGAAGAAGUUGCUGUUGUCAUCGGCAUUCAGUCUUGCUCUAAAUAUGCCUGCUCCGCUCCUGCCGAUAUUUUGGGUGAAAUCUUGUACAACGGAGCUUACAACCCCGUGUACCACGAGCCCCAGUUGCCUCCUUACCAAAACAUCUCCGUGACGAUCCCAGCUUCAUUCCCUAAUGGAACUGCCCAGAUCGGCAUUGUUCACGUGAACCUGAUCGGCGCUGGUCCGAUGCCCAACCUCCAGACUCUGAACCAGACGAUCACGAUCGCUUAAAAUCAGGGAUAUGGGCCAUUUGAAGCAACGACUAAAAAUGAAAAUAUGAACAAUUUAGCAUGGGGUUUUCUUGAUUAUACUGGACAUUAUGAUAGGACUAUCUGACAUUACAUGAUAUGGGACUUUAUAUUCACAAUGCACUUUUACUCUAAUACUUUUUACCAGAGCUUGUUGUUAUCCUAAACCAACGAACGAUUUGGACAUCAGAACUCUUGUCACUCCCACAGUUUGAUAGUGUGAAUUUCUGAAGACCUUACAGCAGAUCAAGUGUGAUCAGGAAAAUAUGUAUCGAACAUAGCCAUAUCAUGUGCUUGCGUAAUCAGCUGGAAAUCAUGAGCGCCUCAGGCCAUUGCACAUGACUAGAUAGACUCUUUGGAAUACCGCACCUCGUUCUCCCUACCCGCCCAGUCAAGUCUAUCAGUACCACCUUCGAUUCAGUGAACAAGACGUUGUUGGGUGGACGCAAGUCUCCAAAUACAAGACCUUCACGGUGAAGAUGGAUGAGCGCCUCCUUGAUCUGGGCCCUUGUAUCCCGUGGCCAGGCGGCAGGAGAGAUUGCGUGGGCGUGCUCUCCUUCGAUGAAAUCCAUCACCACUAUCCUGAGCGGACCGACGUAUGGGCCACUGCAUUUAUGGGCGCCGCAUGUGUCGUUGGCGCUUCUAGAGUCAUCUUCACCGUCGAGGAGGCCGCAGAACAGGAGCUCGGGAGCGAUGCCAUGACGUGCCAAGCACGCAUGUGCAAGUACGCCAUACCGAUCCACAAAUUAAACC
Messenger RNA from Serpula lacrymans var. lacrymans S7.9, 1706 nucleotides. RefSeq lists its product as uncharacterized. Bases 517 to 936 code for a protein of 139 amino acids. The transcript is spliced from 5 exons. The record is from RefSeq and is a predicted model, not a curated record. Lineage: Eukaryota; Fungi; Basidiomycota; Agaricomycetes; Boletales; Serpulaceae.